This is a messenger RNA of Phytophthora sojae, 459 nucleotides long. RefSeq lists its product as hypothetical. The annotation marks the transcript as partial. Gene Ontology annotation, cellular component: mitochondrion. Gene Ontology annotation, biological process: mitochondrial fission. Lineage: Eukaryota; Oomycota; Peronosporomycetes; Peronosporales; Peronosporaceae. The record is from RefSeq and is a predicted model, not a curated record. The transcript is spliced from 2 exons.
GACCAGCAGCAAGAGCCCGACAUUUGGCGCGACUCGUUGGUGCGCUACCUGGGGUACGCCAAUGAGCUGGGCGAGUCGUUCCGCCCCAUUGUGCCUCGACUGGUAGUGCCGUCCUACCUCGUGGCCUUUGGCUACGUCUUGGGGGACACCUACGACAAGGCCUCCAAGGCCCACUCGAAGGCUGUGGCGGAGGGCGUCUCGGCCCGUAAGCGCAACGCGGUAGUGGCCGACGCCACAAUCGACACGCUGGCGUGGCAGACCAUGGCCAGCGUCAUCAUCCCCGGCUUCACUAUCAACCGAGUGGUGGCGAUGAGUUCGUUCGCAGUGCAGCGAGCGGCCAAGAGCUCGCCGGUGGUUCGACGCUGGGCACCUACAGCCAUCGGCUUGGGCGUGAUUCCGUUGAUCAUCCACCCCAUCGACAGCUUCGUGGACGCCGCCAUGGACAAGACGGUGCGCAAG